Molecule: messenger RNA, 1049 nt
Organism: Xenia sp. Carnegie-2017
Lineage: Eukaryota; Metazoa; Cnidaria; Anthozoa; Malacalcyonacea; Xeniidae
Product: brefeldin A-inhibited guanine nucleotide-exchange protein 2-like
Exons: 9
Coding region: 367-939 (190 amino acids)
Source: RefSeq, a predicted model, not a curated record
GUUUGUUAUUUGCAUUUUUAUUUGAGGGAGAAACUUUUCCUUCUUGUUUCAAUGUAAUAAACCAUAUUUAAUCAUUUGUACUUUGCUUGAAGUUUUCUCUUAUGCCAAAGAAGACAAGUACUUCCAAAGUUUGAAAGCUUCUACUAAGGUUUGAGAAAUUGGAGAUAAACUGUCGACAUGAUUACGAUUCUUUACAAAGUUCUUUCAAACAUGGUAAUCCUCCUCCACGUUAUCAUUAUGAAAACAGAACAUUUCAUAACGUCAGAUUGAAUACAGAUUUGGGUGACCAGGAUUGUGAAUUAAGAAUCGUCAAAUGCAUCAAUAUUUCACUUCCUUCAUGUUACAACAAAGACGAUAUGAAAGUGUAUGUGUCCUUUGCAUUUCCCUUUCCAAACGAUCAACCUCAAACUGGCUUCACGGAAACCAUCAAACACAACAUUAAUUCUGAUGUUUAAAGACUACGGAGUAGAGGAUGCUGGGAUAUCAGAGCGGGACAGAAUCUGGGCGAAAGGCUGGUUUCCAGUCCUUUUUGAGCUUUCGUGUAUCAUCAACCGAUGUAAACUAGAUGUCAGAACAAGAGGCCUAACCGUGACGUUUGAAAUCAUGAAAACAUACGGGAACACGGUUCUCCAACAUUGGUGGCGUGAUGUGUUUAAAGUCGUGUUUCGAAUUUUCGACAACAUGAAACUACCAGACAGACAGAUAGAUUGGCAGGAGAAAUCAGAAUGGAUGACAACAACUUGUAAUCACGCUCUAUAUGCUAUCAUCGAUGUUUUUACUCAGUAUUUUGAUAUUCUUGCUGAAAUUCUUCUUGAUGAUAUGUAUGGCCAUCUAGAGUGGUGUGUCAAACAAGAUAACGAGCAGUUAGCGAGGUCUGGUACCAAUUGUUUGGAAAAUCUCGUCAUAUCCAAUGGCAACACGUUCUCCGAAAACGUCUGAGAAAAGACAUGUCAAUGUGUAAAGACGAUAUUUGAAUCAACUGUACCUCACGAACUAUUGAAAUGGAGACCCGCUGACCAACAAGUAAUGAGUCUACCUACACCCGAUGU